CUCGCCAUAACAUAUCCCUUCAACUUUCAAGGGUCUUGAUUUAAACUCUAUAGCUGAUUUUCGAAGAAAGGGGAGAAAAUGGAAAGAAAGAGCUGCUGUGGAUAUAGCAUUCCUACAACCCCAAAGAAGGAACCUGUGGUAACCCCAAAAAAGGAAGAUGCGAAACCAGUCGUAAAGAAAGAAGAUGCUCCUGCCGUUCCUAGUAGCACAAAUGCCAUGAAAACUCCAAAGGCGGAGGAGAAAGAGACAGCUACAGUCAAGAAAGAACCUGUGAAAGUUUCUAAAGGAUGUGGUGGAUCCAGUUCUUGACAGUGAAAUCUGAACGUGGAGUCUGGAAAUUGGUUUGAGAGGCUCUGAUGUUUCCUUUUGUCUUUUAACUUACCACAGUUUUUUAUGUUUAUUUGCUGUUAGUCUUUCCAGUUCUGUGUCUGUUUCAGUUUGAAUAAAGCCUCUUCAAGUAAUAUAUUGCAAUUGUGUUA
Molecule: messenger RNA, 479 nt
Organism: Rubroshorea leprosula
Lineage: Eukaryota; Viridiplantae; Streptophyta; Magnoliopsida; Malvales; Dipterocarpaceae
Source: the annotation of a GenBank genome assembly